UACCUUGCGCUUUAAGUCAAAUAAUUUAUGAACAAUAUGGGGCAUUUUUUGGGGUAUUUUGUCGCUUGAGCACAAGUUUUAGGCUGAAAAUGUCUGAUCAAGUUAAUCGUUCAGAAAGAUUUGUAGAUACAAGCAAUAAUGAUUUAUGCAAAAGCUCUAAUCUCAAUGAUUUAGUCUGUUUUUAUCAAGGAGAUUUAGUUCAUAAACGCAUGGAUGCUGUUAGGAAAUCGAUUUUUUACAUUCGCGAAAACUGGAAUUUGUUUGAACAGUUUAUGAAUAGCAUGAGAAAUUUUUUUACCCAGGAUGCUCACAUUGAAAAUAUAAAAUCUCAUCCCUUAUCUAAAAUAUUUGAACGUAAACGUAAUUGGUGUAAUGUUGAAGAAAACACUGCUGAUUUACCUCUUAAAGAAGAAUUCAGUGUUAUACACACAUAUACAACUGUUGAAGGAUUUAGAGAAAUCUUCAAAAUAGCUGAUAACAUAUUCCGAGAUGAUUCAUCAGUAAACUUUGAAGAAAAGAUUAGAAGUGUGGUGUUUUUAAUUGAGUUAAUAAACAUUGAUCUUUUUAAUUAUGUACAUAAGUUUCCUAAGUAUCAAUCAUUUGAAGGUACAGUUUAUCGUGGGAUGGCAAUUCCGCCAGAUAGUUUCAAGGUUUUUGAAGAUCUCAUGCUUCAGCCAAUUGAAAAAAGGUAUAUAUCGAUUCCUUUAGGUUUAUGGUCAUCCAGUAUUGAUUCAAAUGUUGCUGUUAAUUUUGUACGUGAUGAAUUAAAAAAGGACCAUCAGAGAGUACCGUUUUUGAUGAAAAUUCGUGUAUUAAAUAUUGAAGAUAAACUAUUAGAAUUUUAUCGAAAAAAAUACAGUCAAAGCGUUGUAAGUACUAUAUGUGCAGUUUAUGUUGCUAAUUUAUCAGCAUUUCCAAAUGAAGAGGAAGUUUUAUUACGAGGAGGGUUUUACCAAGCUCUAAAUUUUUAUUCCCAAGUGAUAGAUGAUGUUAAUUUUAAGGUUUUAGAUUUAGUUAUGUUAAAUACUAAUCGAGAUCAUCUUUAUAAUCCUACCCGCUUAGGUAGUUUAGAUGACGAGGCAAGAAUUUUGUUCGGAAAUAUGGUUGGAUUUACUCGCAAUAAAUAUAUAGUAGAAUAUUGCAAAGAACGCAAUCUACAAGAAGAUAUGCUUCUGUAUGAAAAAGCUUUUAGUAACAAUGAAAAAAAACUGAGGGAGUUUAUGGGAUUAGAUUCUGAUGAAAAAGUUAUUUAAGCGAAACAAUGCACUUUAUACUCAAGCCUUAUAUUUUUUAUGCUUAUUCUUUUUACAUUAUUUUUGUCAUUUAUAUAGUAAUAUUAUUUUUAUAUAAUAUAUGUUUUUAUGUA
This is a messenger RNA of Hydra vulgaris (swiftwater hydra), 1366 nucleotides long. RefSeq lists its product as uncharacterized. Lineage: Eukaryota; Metazoa; Cnidaria; Hydrozoa; Anthoathecata; Hydridae. The record is from RefSeq and is a predicted model, not a curated record.